AUGGCCUACGGAAAGUCAAAUAUCUUGGAGGUUGGCAGAUCGAUGUACAAGUACCCAUGGCUGGAAUAUCCAGAAAGGGCCAAAGAAUUCCGAAAGGCCAUGGCUCCUGUUCACCUGCCCCUGUCCUGCUACCAGAAACCAAAGGAAGAGAUUCCCCCAAGUCCAGAGUGCUGGAGGCAGCACCCGAGCAGGCCAAACUCAGUACCUUACUGCUACUUCAAGAAGCCUGAGAUCUACACGCACUGGCGUACCCUGUAUGAUCAGCGACAGGAACGGGAGGCCCAGAAGAUGUUACGGAAAACGAGAGAUCACCCUAGGUACCUCAAAGGGGCUGCUGCCAUACAAAAAUUCCAUCUCCCCAUGAGCAAGUUGACUAUAAAAUCUGAGGUGGCAUCCAAGGUCUUAGACCCUACUGGGGACCCCUUGAAGUGGCAAAGAUUAAAGGAACUCACAAGAAGCCUGAAAUCUCCCAGAGAGGAUGAGCAGCUCUAUGCAGCACAGGCUCUAGGGUGCCUGGGAAUCAGCGACAAGUUUGUCAUGGACGCACUAUGGCAGGUGGCCCAAACUGGUCCAGAGAAAGUGAAGUAUGAGGCUUGUCGAACCCUAGCCAUCCUGGGUUGCCUGAAUAAGUACGUGAUCCAGGCUCUCAUCAAGCAGUUGAAGAGGCAAAAUGAGGGGCAAAGGAUGGAUACUCUGACAGGACUGCAAGCGGCUCUGAACUCCUGGGCUGCUGUCCCCAAAGACAAGAGGACUCAAGUUGGGAACGAAGGGAAGUUGGUGCCUGUGCUGCAGACGCUGAUAAAGAAGUCAUCAAAUGAAGCAGCCAUGGAGGCAGCCCUGUGCUUGGGUUUCCUGAGGCCACACAAUAAAAUAGCCCGAGAGUUCUUGCUGCAGUCCCUGUGCCAAGGGCCCAAGACCCAGAGGAUGAAGGCACUUAGGAUGCUGGUCAAGAUGAUGCAUGUGCACUCAGCCGCAGUCAUCACAGCUAUCCUACACCAGCUGUGCUACUCCAGUGUCCUUGAGCACCGCUUUGAAGCCACCCAGAUGCUCAAGACCAUUGGGCUGGAACAGAUCCAGGCACAGGGGCUGGAGGGACUCACAUUUGACUCGCUCAGGAGGAAGAUGUAUAAUGAACCCUUCCUUGCUAUCAGGCAGGCUGUGGCUGAAACUGUGGAAAAGCUCAAGAUGAAGCCUACGAUGAUGAACUUGGUGGAAGCGCAAUUGAUGAACUCAGAUGCCAUUGCACGCCAGGAAGCAAUCAUCUCUUUGGGCGUCCUGGGGGUCCGUAGCCCACAAGUGUUCCACUUGCUCCUAGACAUGCUAGAUGUGGAAAAGAACCAGCCUGUGAAGAAGAGGCUACAAGAAACAUUAAUUCUUUUGGCUUCAAUUGAUCCCUGGAUCCAAAACAAGCUGAAGAACAAGGUUCUCUUUGUAUAUGAGGCACCUAGGACCAAUGAGAAGGCAGAGCCCACAAGGUUCCGAAAAGAGCCUGUGAAGCCAGAAGAGUUAAAAAUCCAAGACUGCCACCUUGCACAGCUGAACCUGUUUGACGCAAAGUCUAGCACCACGUUGGACCAACAGAAAAAGUUGAGUGCCCAGAAAGGGUUUGCCUCCUACCUCACAUCUGCUUUCCCACCCUGUUUCUCUAAACCACUAAAACAAAAGUCACAGGUCAUAGGGCCCUGGACGCCAGAGAUCAGGAGACAGCUCCAGACCCUUGCUAAAACCUCCAAAUAG
This is a messenger RNA of Equus quagga, 1737 nucleotides long. RefSeq names its product HEAT repeat containing 9 (gene HEATR9). NCBI's taxonomy places the organism in Eukaryota, Metazoa, Chordata, Mammalia, Perissodactyla, Equidae. The record is from RefSeq and is a predicted model, not a curated record. Bases 1 to 1737 code for a protein of 578 amino acids. The transcript is spliced from 15 exons.